Molecule: messenger RNA, 741 nt
Organism: Zasmidium cellare ATCC 36951
Lineage: Eukaryota; Fungi; Ascomycota; Dothideomycetes; Mycosphaerellales; Mycosphaerellaceae
Exons: 3
Coding region: 1-741 (246 amino acids)
Source: RefSeq, a predicted model, not a curated record
AUGGCCGACUUCACAUCGAUAUUGCUCGUCGUAGUAGCGGCCCUGCUGGGGCUGGCAAGAGCACAUACCGUUAUCACAUACCCGGGGUGGAGGGGGAACAAUUUACAUACGAAUGGGACACUACCAGAGGACAAUCCGGAUACUAUUGGGAUUGAUCUGCUCGAGAAUGGAACAAUGGCAUUCCCAUACGGCAUGCAAUGGAUGUAUCCUUGCGGAGGCAUGCCCAUGACCACGAACCGAACAAAAUGGCCCUACGGCGGAGGCGCCCUAUCAAUACAACCCGGAUGGUUUCCGGGACACGCCAAAGCCUUCUUCUACGUCAACAUCGGAAUCCAAGAACAAGGCCAAAGAGCGCCGCCGAACUACUCGCAUCCGGUGGUCCCGCCGUUCCAGAUCACGGGCCCGAACAACAGCGAGUACAACGGACAGUUUUGCUUGCCGCAGGUGCGGAUGCCGGCGAAUCUGUCCCUGGCGGUGGGCGAUAAUAUCACCAUUCAGGUGAUUGAGACUGCGCAGCAUGGUGCGGCGCUUUAUAGCUGCGUCGACGUCGAGCUCGCCGAGCCCGCGGACGUGGAACAAGUCACGCCCCAGAACUGCUACAACAGCACCGACAUUGGCUUCAACCUCGUCUUCACCACCGAAGCCCUGACCGGAGGCGCUGCUUCGCUCCUAUCCGGUCCCUCCACUACGGUGGCGAUGGUCGCUGCGGUGGUCAUGUUUGGGUUUGCGUUCGUGUUAUAG